UAAGUUUUUUUUACUUUGAAUCUUGUGACCCAUUCCUCCCCUAUAAAUGAUAAUAAAUUUGCUCUGUUGAAUUCGCACCGUAGGUUCACCAGCAAACUUCCUUUUGUAGUUCUCCAUUCACACGCGGUAAGUGAAUCGCGAUGGCAUAGCACCCACCACCUACCGCAAAAGCUCAUCCAUCCUCUAGUCAUCAAGCUUUUCUUCAAGUGCAUCACAGAUUCUGAUAUGUGUUGGUAAUGAUGAACCAGUAUGCUUUCUAUGCGUCUUUCCGGUUACAAAACAGUUCACACUCAACAAUGUGGAGUACACAUUUAGAUUCAAUAUCGCGCAUCAAACAUGAGGCCAUGCACUGCUGUUUCUGGAAAAAGCUUCAUGCGUAUCGCGUUGUUCACCAACACAUGGUGGAAAAUAAUAACUUGGGCGAUCGUCGAUAUAUUCAAUUCCAAUAAGAAAGAAAAAAGAUAAACUUCUGGUGAUCGCCAAAUAACCGUACACUUUACAGUUUUGUGUGGCACUAGAUGAACAAGCUGUGAUAGCGCCCCGCGAAUGAACUCGCAACCACGCUGCCCGCGCUCACUCGCUGUUGGUCAUCGCAAACGAGACCCACCGCACCAAACCUGUUGCUGGCUGGGGCUGGGACGUCGCCGCUCGCCUCGCCGUAUGUCUUGCGCCAUGUGAGCGUAGACAUCAGAGAGCUAGUAGUUUGGAGUGGAACACCACCGUGCGCAGAGCCCAGUGCCCAGUAGUGAGUGAGAGGUUCGCUUGAAUGCAGACAGACAUCGACGACGGACGACGGCGCGCGGUGGUCCAAGGCCUGAGCUUGAUCUGCUUUCGUUGCGUAUGGCGCUGGGGCUGAUUCGUGGUGAUCGUGAUCGUGUGUUGUCUUCGUCAUCAAAGUAGGGCCCAGCCGAGAGGUAAAAGUUCCUCCGCCUACUGCGGUGUUAUCGCGGGUCUCUAGUUUUCGGAAUGUUAUCGUUCUGGAAUCGGUUCAAGAUAAAGAAUAUCAGUUGAAUGUGGAAAAUGAUAAAAUUGUUUUGUCGUCGGGGGAAAAUAAGGUGAAAUGCAAAAAUAUUCAAAGUGAGAGUGGAAAUUUAACACACAUACCAGUAUAAGUGAUCGUGGUGCGUGAAAGAAAUACAAAGCUUGUGAGGUGAGGUGUGCGAGAGAAAGAAGAGGACAGCGAAUUCCCGUCGAGACAACCAGAAGACAGCAGCAAAAUGACGACUUUCUUGUCGCGGAAAUGUAAAAUAUUCUUCAACACUGCAGCGGUUCGGUGGAAAUUCGGACCCGGAAUGUUCCUACUGCAGGUCGCUCUAGUCUACGCACUGUGUGCUAUCGGUGCAGAUUCCCAAAAGCCAGAGGACGGCCCCUACCGAGGCAAAUACAUUGGCAAAUUUAACUCUUACCACCAUCAAGCUUCAGGUGACGUGUACGCCGUAGAUGAGUACACGUUCCUGCUGACGGGGUUCAACUACGAUGGUAACGGAGUGGAUACGUUCUUCUGGUCCGGUGCAAGCAACCGUCCCGGACCGCAAGGCUUCAUCGUUCCUGAUGAAUUCGGAAAGACGAACAUCCUCGAGCGGUACUUCAACAAGGACUUCACCUUGAGGUUGCCGGACAACAAAAAGAUCACCGAGGUCAAGUGGUUGGCCGUGUACGAUCUGAAUUCGCAGAACAACUUCGCUGACGUGUAUAUUCCGGAGGAUUUUGAACCACCGGUACCGCAGAAGGCGGGCAGUUUGUCUAGAAAUAGUCACGCCGUGAGUAGUGAGGCCAUUGACAUUCUGGACUCGAAGACAAUUCGGCUACCGGAGUUUAGCUAUGACGGAAAGGGAAAAGAGGUGCACUUCUGGGUAGGCGUUGGGCCAUCGCCGUCGUCCAAGGGUAGGAAAAUUCCGGAUGAAAUGGGAUACUUGGACCCCAUUCGAGCAUACGAUCGGGAAACGAUAACCCUGGAGCUACCAGGUGACAUGACCAUCUUCGAUAUCGAUUGGUUUUCGGUGUACGACGUGGAAACGAAAGAAGACUUUGGUUCCAUCCUGAUUUCUGACGAUCUGAACGUACCCCCGUCAUUGGUUAAGGUAACUCCGCACGUCGAAUCUCUGCCAAACUGUCGGCAAUUGCACAAGGACUAUCGUGUGUCGUGGGAGGUAUUCGGACCUCAGAUAACACUGCAGUUGGCGGCGAACGUCAAGGAGGAUGAGUACAUGGCAUUCGGAAUAAGCGGAUCGGACAGCAAAAGUCAGAUGCAGGGGGCAGAUGUAGCGGUGGCUUACAUCGAAGGGCAUCAGGGGUAUGCGGUGGAUUACAACAUAACCUCACUGGCGCCGUGUGUCCAGGUCUUGGGUCAGAACAAGGGGGUUUGUCGGGAUGACGUCGUUGGAGGACAAGACAGUUACCAGUUACAUACGUUCAACAGGGAGAACGGGAUUAAUACUAUCACCUUCCGAAGGACGUUAAUUUCCCCGGAUAAUGGAGAUAAGCCAUUUGUGCUGGACCGCCCUAUGUACAUGAUUUGGGCUAUGGGUAGGCUGGAUUCGAACAACGAGCCGACAUACCACGAUAUCUACCCGAAACGAGAUAUUAUGAUAUCUUUCAACACUUCCGAACCGGUCAAUGAUUGCUUCAGCUUCACUCGGAGCGAGGUCAACCUAAAAGACGUCUGGGAGAAAGCACAGAUCUUUGAUCGUACGAUACGAUCGUUCACGGCUACGUUAGGUCCCGCAGGAGGAAAACGAGGCUACCAAGGUAUCACGGGACACGUUUCCAAUGGCUUAGCGUGGUACAUCAACGGCCUUCUGGUGCCGGAACUAUGGCUUCGACGAGGUUUGACCUAUUCGUUCAAGGUCCGCGGAGGCAACAAUCCCCACUCACCGGAGUUCUACCACCCCUUAGUCAUCACGGACGAACCACGCGGAGGAUUCGAUCGCCUUUCGGACGCCAAACAGAGCGAAAUUCGCGUCCUAGCCGGUGUAGAGUUCACCCGCCGAGGUCGUCCUAAACCAACAGCAGCUGGUCCACGUUGCCUAGCCGAGCAUCCACCAAAUCAGGAUCGUCGGCUCGACGACAACUUUGCCACGUUCAAGAAGUUCAACCGGACGCUCCGGUGGACCUGCGAGAAGGGCGAUCCGGCGAUUCUGGAGAUCACACCCAACUCCAGCUGGCCCGACAUCGUGUACUAUAACAGUUUUACCCACGCCAACAUGGGAUGGAAGAUCCACAUCGUGGACAGCUAUAGUAGCUCGGCGAGGAGCGGUGCGGCGAGAGCGCUGUGGGCUGAGAUAAGACUGGUAACUGGGGUGGUAGCAGUUGCUGUCACGCUGCUGCAGGGUGGAUUAGUCUCAGGUAGAUAGGGGUUGGAACAAGAUUAAAUUAUUCUGUUCGUUAUUCUUUGGUUCGUAAGAGUAGAAUUCAUCAGAUAGUAGAAGUAUUUUUUGUGAAAAUAAAUCGUAUGAAAAGAAAAAAUGGACAACAAACUUUAUUAGGAUGA
Messenger RNA from Aedes albopictus (Asian tiger mosquito), 3490 nucleotides. It is a transcript of the gene knk, whose product is annotated as protein Skeletor, isoforms B/C. Lineage: Eukaryota; Metazoa; Arthropoda; Insecta; Diptera; Culicidae. The record is from RefSeq and is a predicted model, not a curated record. The transcript is spliced from 4 exons. The coding region runs from base 1218 to 3353 and encodes 711 amino acids.